This is a messenger RNA of Mycotypha africana, 192 nucleotides long. RefSeq lists its product as uncharacterized. Lineage: Eukaryota; Fungi; Mucoromycota; Mucoromycetes; Mucorales; Mycotyphaceae. The annotation marks the transcript as partial. The record is from RefSeq and is a predicted model, not a curated record. The transcript has a single exon.
UCACAGUUACAGGAAGAGCAUAAGCAAUGUUUAGUUAAGUUUUACGAUAAUAACUCAGGUACCUGUAUUCAAGACGUUGUUGAGAUGCUUACCAGCAAGUUUGUUGGUCUUAAGACCAAGGAAUCAAGAGCACAUGAGUUUUUGAGAGACGAUUGUUACCUCUCUUUUAAGAAGGUUACUUUUUGGUCCUAA